AGUCCUCGGCGUUUAGGUCAUGGGUUUGGCGCUAGUCCGUUACACUGCGGCGAAGCGAAGAAGAAUGGCGAUGGCAGCGGCGGCAUUUCUCGCCUGAUCUCCUUCUCCUCCAUCUCUCGCUCGCUCGCAUUCUGCGCUCUUAGAUUAGAAGAAAUUUCUAUUCCUUGGCGGCGGUGUUGACCGCGUCUAGGGUGUGAUUUCUUGGCCCGGGAUCUAGAUUCCAGCGCCCAGAUCUGCCCGCGCGGCAAUGCAAUCGGCUCGGAUUUGGCGGUGAGGCUGGGAAUUUCCGCGCAAUUCGGGAUCAGAUCGGCCCGCCAAGAUGAUGAAUGUCAAGAGCUUGAAUCACCGGCGGCACGAGGAGGACGCUCCAUCGCCGCCCGAGGACUACUCGGCCAAGCCGUCCAAGCCAUGGCCGCGGCCCGUGGAUUACCUCAUCCGCGAGCAGCGCCUCAUGUUCGUGCUCCUGGGCAUGGCGCUGGCCACCGCCUUCUUCAUCGUCCAGCCGGGCUACUUCGGCAAUUCCGAUCGUCCCUCCAGCGCGGCGCGCUUCUUUGAUCGCGAGGCCGAGACUCGCAUCGUGGUGAGGCCCCAGGUGUCCACUGUUCCAGCGGUGUUUAGCACGGGCGCCAAGAUCCCGUUGGGUCUCAGGAGGAAGCCAUUGCGAGUGGUGGUGACCGGCGGGGCUGGAUUCGUGGGCAGCCAUCUGGUGGACAGGCUCAUGGCUCGCGGCGACAGUGUGAUCGUGGUGGACAAUUUCUUCACCGGGAGGAAGGAGAAUGUGAUCCACCACGUUGGAAAUCCCAGGUUUGAGCUCAUCCGGCACGACGUUGUGGAGCCACUGCUGCUGGAGGUGGACCAGAUCUAUCACCUUGCUUGCCCGGCUUCUCCAGUCCACUACAAGUAUAACCCCGUGAAGACGAUCAAGACCAACGUGAUGGGAACGCUUAACAUGCUCGGGUUGGCCAAGCGUGUUGGUGCUCGUUUUCUCCUCACAAGUACCAGUGAAGUUUACGGAGAUCCGAUCGAGCACCCGCAGAAGGAGGACUAUUGGGGUCACGUAAAUCCCAUUGGUGUUCGGAGUUGCUAUGAUGAAGGCAAGCGUGUUGCUGAAACGCUGACCAUGGAUUAUCACAGAGGUGACAGUGUCCAUGUGAGGAUUGCCCGAAUUUUCAAUACUUAUGGUCCACGAAUGUGCAUUGAUGACGGCCGCGUAGUGAGCAAUUUCGUUGCACAGGCUCUACGUAAGGAGGCCAUGACUGUCUACGGGAAUGGAAAGCAAACUCGGAGCUUUCAAUAUGUGUCAGAUCUGGUUGAAGGGCUUAUCAGGCUAAUGGAAGGCGAGCACAUCGGACCCUUCAACCUUGGCAAUCCCGGAGAGUUCACCAUGUUGGAACUCGCACAGGUGGUACGAGAGACGAUUGAUCCAGAGGCAAAGAUAGAGUUCCGGAACAACACGGAGGACGAUCCACACAAGAGGAAGCCGGACAUCACCAAAGCCAAGAAACUCCUUGGCUGGAAGCCCAAGAUCUCCCUGAGGGAAGGGCUGCCUCUCAUGGUGGAGGACUUUAGGCGGCGAGUGUUUGACAAUGGUGAGAACUCGAGGUAAAAGAGGCCACGGUUUUUGGAACAGGAGAGGAGAGGAGAUGAGGUCCAGAUAGAACAAGGCAGGCUUGCACAGUCGUAUUGGCUGUCCUGUACACCUAUCGAGCCACAGGAGAGAAAAAACUAGAAAAGAAAGAGGCAACGCGGAAUGGCGGUGAAAGUUUCCAGCUUCUCGGCAGCUUGUUUUCAUGGUGAUAUUUUCAAUCUAGGAGAGAAUAAAGUUUGUUGUUAUGAUUCUUAGCCA
Selaginella moellendorffii is the source of this 1846-nucleotide messenger RNA. RefSeq names its product UDP-glucuronic acid decarboxylase 2. The transcript has 7 exons. NCBI's taxonomy places the organism in Eukaryota, Viridiplantae, Streptophyta, Lycopodiopsida, Selaginellales, Selaginellaceae. The coding region runs from base 320 to 1606 and encodes 428 amino acids. The record is from RefSeq and is a predicted model, not a curated record. Gene Ontology annotation, molecular function: UDP-glucuronate decarboxylase activity; NAD+ binding. Gene Ontology annotation, cellular component: cytoplasm. Gene Ontology annotation, biological process: D-xylose metabolic process.